GUUUCCCUGUCAUUACGUUUCCAAGUGACAUUGGCGUCACGAGAGGACAGCACAAUGAGGCUGACCACGUUCUUGGCGAUGGCUGCGAGAGUGGUCGUGCCCAAAGACUAUCGUUAUGGCACAAACAGACCGUGGACACAGGCGGCGAAGAGACUGAAUCCCCCGGGUAAGAAGCGAAGGAAGGUGUUUGUGGAGCCCAUAGCACCAGAAGACUGGAGUGUGUUCAAAGGAGAUAGGGUUGAAAUUCUCGCAGGAAAGGACAGAGGAAAACAAGGAAAAGUCAUCCAAGUUUUCAGACACAGAAACUGGGUUAUGCUGGAAGGGCUGAAUACACAUUAUAGAUAUGUUGGAAGAACUCCAGAUUAUCGAGGGACCUACAUCGCCACAGAAGCACCUCUCCUGCUCCGAGAUGUGGCCCUUAUAGACCCCUCUGACAGGAAGCCCACAGAAAUAGAGUGGAGGUUCACGGAGGAGGGAGAGAAGGUACGUGUCUCUCUAAGAACUGGUCGAAUCAUCCCUAAACCUGUGGUGGAGAGAAGAGAUGGCAUCGUCCCACAACAAUGGAAAGAUGGUCCCAAAGACACCAGUCCCGACAAUGCACUUGAAAAGACAUACGUACCCUCGCUGAAGACAUUGGAGGAGGAGGUGAUGGAAAAAAUGGGCAUUGUGGAGAACAGGAGGCACAGGCGCUCUUAUUGGUAUUAACCAGACCACAGCCAUAACUCUUAAAUAGUGUCCAGAUUACUUUCAUUGGACAAAGAGACUGAAUGAUCACAUUUUACAAUAGAGACACACAUUCACUAUAAAGUUCAAUGACGUCCUUUUGAGUUGUAAUGUUUUAAAAGUGUGUGAAUAAAUGUAACGGAUACGU
Molecule: messenger RNA, 871 nt
Organism: Periophthalmus magnuspinnatus
Lineage: Eukaryota; Metazoa; Chordata; Actinopteri; Gobiiformes; Gobiidae
Gene: mrpl24
Product: mitochondrial ribosomal protein L24
Exons: 6
Coding region: 55-705 (216 amino acids)
Biological process (GO): translation
Cellular component (GO): ribosome; mitochondrion
Molecular function (GO): structural constituent of ribosome; RNA binding
Source: RefSeq, a predicted model, not a curated record